CAAAAAAAGUAAAACACAGACGAUGCCUGGGUGAGGCCAUAUUCCUAAUUUCCGAAUUUGGCGGGAGUAGAACUCCUUGUUAAAAUAUAAACUGCUUGAUAUUCUCCAUAAUGAACUCCAUGGCUGCAAGGCGAACCACCAUGGACGACGAAGAAAUCGGAAAAGCCGCAAUGUUGCAAUCGAACACUAACGCUUACGCUCAAACGCAGGCUCGCCGGAAGGGCAUCGGAGUAAAGGUGUGGCUCGUCGUGUCGGAGACUGGGCAGUCACAUCUUGAGGAGGUUGAAAAGCACUCCAUCAUGAGGCGUACCGGCUUGCCGGCACGUGAUCUUCGUGCUCUUGAUCCGAUGUUGUCAUACCCAUCCUCCAUUCUGGGACGCGAAAGAGCCAUCGUCAUCAAUUUGGAGCACAUUAAAGCUGUGAUUACGGCCAAGGAGGUCCUCUUGAUCAAUAGCUCUAAUACAUUGUUUGCUCAAUUUGUUCAAGAUCUUGAAACUCGCGUUUCUACUUCUAAUGGAGUGCCCAUACAAAUGAGUAAAGAACAGGAUACUGAGUCCACAAGCAAUCAUCUGCCUCCUUCCUUGCGCAGUCGUCGUCAUUCCCAAAAGAAUUCAAUCAAAGGAACGUCUGAGAUUAUUAAUACUUUUUCAGAUACGUCAGAUGUUGAUGUUAAAGAGGAAAGCCACAAAAGUUCAGAUGAUGAGCCAGUGGCUGCAGCUCCUAAGCAGUUGCCUUUCGAAUUCAGAGCACUUGAAGCUUGUCUUGAAUCUGCAUGCAGGUGCCUUGAAUCUGAGACUCAUACAUUGGAAGAAGAGGCUUACCCAGCUCUAGAUGAACUGACUUCUCAAAUUAGCACCCUCAAUCUUGAACGCGUGAGAGAGAUCAAGAGUCGUCUGGUUACACUUUCUGGUCGUGUGCAGAAGGUAAGAGACGAACUCGAGAAUUUGUUAGACGAUGACAAUGACAUGGCUGAAAUGUACUUGACGCGAAAGCUUGCUUCUCGCUCCCUAGAUCAAUCAUCGCCAAGAGAAGUUUCUUCAAUUGAAGAAGAUGACAAAAUAGCUGAAGAUUCCAAUUCAGAACACUCUGAUAUUUCUUCCACUGUUAAGCCCGACGUUGAGGAAUUGGAGAUGCUCAUAGAAGCAUAUUUUGCACAGAUAGAUGGCAUAUUGCAAAAACUGUCCGAUAUGAGCGAGUACGUGGACGACACAGAGGACUGCAUCAACAUCAUGUUGGAUGAUAAGCAGAAUCAGCUGCUGCAGGUAGGAGUAAUACUCAAUACAGCAAACAUGAUACUAAAUGCCGGCAUCGUGGUGGUAGGUUUGUUUGGGAUGAAUAUUCAUAUCAGUUUGUAUGAGGGAACAAAUAGACAAUUCUGGGAAAUAGCUUUGGGCACGCUUGGAGGCUGUAUUGGAUUAUAUGUUAUAGCUGUUGGAUGGGGCAAGAAGAGAUAUUUGCUGCCUUCUUAGAGGAGACCAGACCGCCAGUGAUCCGUGGGACAGAUGUGUUGACAUGUAUAUAAUUGGAAUAAUCACAUCCAAGGACCCGCCAAAAACCUCAUUUAUAGGCAAGGAUUAAUAUAGAAUAGAUUAUUAUUAAAAUAGAAACAUGUAUUUUU
Messenger RNA from Prosopis cineraria, 1618 nucleotides. RefSeq names its product magnesium transporter MRS2-F-like. The record is from RefSeq and is a predicted model, not a curated record. Gene Ontology annotation, molecular function: magnesium ion transmembrane transporter activity. NCBI's taxonomy places the organism in Eukaryota, Viridiplantae, Streptophyta, Magnoliopsida, Fabales, Fabaceae. Gene Ontology annotation, biological process: magnesium ion transport. The transcript is spliced from 6 exons. Bases 111 to 1469 code for a protein of 452 amino acids.